Messenger RNA from Silurus meridionalis, 3109 nucleotides. RefSeq names its product 5-methyltetrahydrofolate-homocysteine methyltransferase reductase (gene mtrr). Gene Ontology annotation, molecular function: [methionine synthase] reductase (NADPH) activity; FMN binding; flavin adenine dinucleotide binding. Lineage: Eukaryota; Metazoa; Chordata; Actinopteri; Siluriformes; Siluridae. The record is from RefSeq and is a predicted model, not a curated record. Gene Ontology annotation, cellular component: cytosol. Gene Ontology annotation, biological process: homocysteine metabolic process.
AUUUAAUUUCAAUUGUACUGUGAACAAAGAUGGUAUGUUCUACUCUCGCGAGAUCUUCUUUACUCUCGGCCAACUACCGCGCUUGACAUCACAUCUGGAUGGACCGUAAGGUGAACUGUAUGGUGCACAGGGCGAUCCUGAUUAUUUAUAAAGGGCUGAUUUGAGUGGAAUGGACCACGUGAUUUAGGAGGUUGCAUUUUUGUUAUAUUUCCGUUGGGUAGAGAACCUCGUGUAGUACCGUCAAGUGGAAAAUGUCAUCUCUUGCCCAGGUGAACGUGUUGCUCUUAUAAGUAAAAUAUAAAGUGACCAUGUUAUCAUGCCCCGUGGGGUUUCCUCCUCUCGCUUCCUGAUUCUGUAUGGUUCGCAGAAAGGUCAAGCUCAGGCAAUAGCAGAGGAGCUCUCCGAACAGGCCGCAGCGCAUGGCUUUGAAGCAGAGAUCAGCUGCCUGAGCAAAGCUGACAAGUACAAUUUGGAAGAAGCACAACCUGUGGUUUUGGUCGUUUCCACGACAGGAGAUGGUGAACCUCCAGAUACGGCACUGAAAUUUGUGAGGAGGAUCAGGAAGAAAUCUCUGCCCCGUGACCACUUCUCUCAUCUGCACUAUACACUGUUAGCUUUGGGGGACACCAAUUACACAAAUUUCUGCAACUGUGGAAAAACCAUUGAUGGGCGUCUACAGGAACUCGGUGCUAAUCAUUUUUAUGCAACCGGUCUUGCUGAUGAUGGUACAGGGCUGGAGGUAGUGGUCGACCCGUGGAUCGAAGGACUUUGGGACGCUCUAAAGAAGAUAUUUGACAAAAUGUCUGCCUCUAAUCUCAUUAGUGACAUUUCUCCAAGCAACACUCAGCAACCAGAAGCCAUCCAGGAGAACCUCGAAACAUCUGCACAAAGCCUUCAGCUGCUGAGUAUUAGCGAUGCAGAUGCAGGAAAAUCCAAACCGGAAUCUGAAACUGAAAUCCAGGAUGCAGAAUCUCCUCUAGAGGCAUCUUUGAAUCGAUCCAUAGCUCCACUUGCUCAGUCUUCACUCAGCAUCCCAGCGCUUCCUCCAUGUUACCUGGAAGUGUGUUUGGGAGAUGUGCCUACUGAAGAGGAGGAGGUUCACGUUGCUGCACAAGGCUUUCAUGAAGUCCCAAUUUCAAGAGCACUAUGUUUAACUCGGGAAAAUGCUGUGAAACCAGCCAUCUUGCUGGAGCUUGAUAUCAAGGAGGAGAGUAUUUCUUACCAGCCGGGCGAUGCGUUUGACCUCGUCUGUCCAAACAGGGACACGGAAGUGGAGGAUUUGCUUCACAGACUGGGGCUACAUGACAAAAAGCAUCAUUCUGUUCACCUUCAGCUGCUCAAAAACACCAAAAAGAAGGGAGCACGAGUUCCUCCAUACAUCCCAGAAAAGUGUACACUACAGUAUCUACUGACUUGGUGCCUGGAGAUAAGAAGUAUACCCAAAAAGGCUUUUUUACGAUCUCUAGCAGACUGCACCCAGGAAACCCAUGAGAAGCGACGACUGCAGGAGCUGUGUAGCCGCGAGGGAGCUGCAGAUUAUGACCGAUUUGUGAGAACGCCUAGCGUGUGUAUACUGGACCUUCUGCGUGCUUUUCCCUCCUGCACACCUCCCCUCAGCCUCCUCAUUGAGCAUUUACCGAAGCUGCAGCCGAGAGCUUAUUCAGCCGCAAGCUCGAGUCUUCUCCACCCUGGAAAGGUCCAUAUUGUGUUUAGCGUUGUGGGCUUUCCAGCAUGUGCCGAGCAUCCAGAGAGACUGGGAUUGUGUACAGGAUGGCUCGCGGAUCGAGUGUCCACUUUCAUCGAGCCCUAUGGGACAAAACGGGCUUCACGAGAGAGUGUAGAUUAUGCUGCUUUGCCUAAGAUUCACGUUGUUCCUCGUCUCAACAGCACCUUCCACUUGCCUUCUGACCCUACUGUUCCCAUGGUGAUGGUAGGACCAGGGACAGGAGUUGCACCCUUUAUAGGCUUCCUUCAGCAAAGGCAAAAAGAGCGAGAGGGAAAUCAGGACAGCUCCUUCGGUGAGACUUGGCUCUUCUUCGGCUGCAGACAUAAAGACAGAGACUUCAUCUUCAGAGAGGAGCUGGAGAGGUUUGUAGAGAACGGAACACUGAGCCAUUUGAAGGUGUGUUUCUCCAGAGCUGAGCAAGACAAUGAUGGUUCCGAGCCAAAUCCUAAAUACGUCCAGCAUAACCUACUUCUUCAUGGCCAGCAAGUUGCCCGCAUUCUGCUCAAAGAAAACGGCUGUCUCUAUGUCUGCGGAGAUGCUAAGAACAUGGCAAAAGACGUGAACGAUACUCUGAUAGAGAUCAUAGGGGAGAACCUUCAGGUGGAUAAACUAGAUUCUAUGAAGACCAUUGCAAAACUGCGAGAGGAGAAACGAUACCGGCAGGAUAUCUGGUGCUGAAGAUAGAGAAUUUGCACGCUUCUGGGUUUAAAGAAUCGUUUUAUCAUUUUCAAAGGUUUUUAUCAAACUUAUUUCAUCAACCACAACCGACCAAAUUGGCAUGAGUGCUGAAUGUUUUAAUCGCAGAAACUACUGAACACAUUAGCAUGAUUUAGGAUGCUGUCAUGCUGAUAAUGUGUUUUUAAAAGACAGUAAAGAUGCGUCUGAUGCUGUCUUCAUCUUAGGUGCGCAGAAUUCUGUAAAAUAAAGAAACGUAUAUUUAGGCUUCUAUUUGAAUUGACACUAAUGAUUUAAAGCCUUCAUUAUAAUAUUGUAUGAUUUCAGUAUUAUAACAGCAGACAGCUCAGUAUAUGCCUUGCAUAUAUUUUAAUUACCGACAGUGACAUCUUCUGAUUUGGAAUUUAUAGGUCAUAAAAUACAGCAUAUGUAGAUCUAAUAAAUCAGAUAUUGGCCCAUUUAUUCCAGAUGUGUAGAACAAGUGUGUGAAUAUCAGUGGUUCCCAUUUAUUAUUAUGAUAUCAAUCAAAAAUUUAGAUAAAUAUUUCUAAUUCAACUGUGGUUUCUUUUACCACAGUCUAUUUUAAAAUGCCUCACAAUGCCGGAAUCUUUUAUUCAUUACAAGGUUUACUUUAUAAUUUCUGUUAAAUAAAUACUAUAAAAGAUUGAAGUGUAACUUUUUUUUUUGAGAAUAAAAAAACGAAAAACA